This is a messenger RNA of Dendroctonus ponderosae (mountain pine beetle), 5958 nucleotides long. Its product is annotated as neurogenic protein mastermind. Bases 1039 to 4002 code for a protein of 987 amino acids. Gene Ontology annotation, molecular function: transcription coactivator activity. Gene Ontology annotation, cellular component: nuclear speck. The record is from RefSeq and is a predicted model, not a curated record. NCBI's taxonomy places the organism in Eukaryota, Metazoa, Arthropoda, Insecta, Coleoptera, Curculionidae. The transcript is spliced from 14 exons. Gene Ontology annotation, biological process: Notch signaling pathway; positive regulation of transcription by RNA polymerase II.
AUUUCGACGUCACUCUCAAGCGGAAUUUACGGGUUUUUUUUACUGUUUUCCUUCUAGACUAUUAGCGACAGUCUGUCCUGAUCGUCGCUUGCCAACAGUGGCAAUUGCAUGAACAAUUUGGGAUUGUUUUCUAUAAAGUUUGAUAAAAAAUAGGGUGAUCUUAAUGUUAUUGUUUUGAUUAGCGAUAUUUGGAGGGCGGCAAGUGGCAACGGGGCGGCUGCACCGUAACGCAUAACGCGCAUAGAAAAUGGCUGCGGUUGCUAGGCAGACGACAUUGUACUUAAUGUUUUUCUGAUGAAAAAGUGUUGUUUUGAAAGAUUGAGAGCGUUCAACAGCAUCCAGCCAUUGUUCGAAGGUGAGUGCGUGUGAACUGGUUGAAAUCGUGGUGUUUUGCAACGUUCACCGUUUGUUCAGUCGAUUUCCAGCGCAGAAACACGCGAUCAACCUUCGGUCGUUUUGGGUUGUAUUUUUCGAAAAAACGUUUGACAAAUCCCAAUUCACGUCACAUUUGCGCUCAGGCUCAGGUCAAGAGGUUGGCGUAUUUUUAGAUUCAACACCGUGCUCGACCGGAAGCGGGAACCUGUUGGAAAAGUUCGUGUUUUGUGCGGAUUUCAAAACAUUAAUUAUGCCCCCGACAGUACUGUUUCCCGUUGUCGACUUACUAAUUGACUCGUGAGUGGCGCAAAGACGGUACCAGAUAGAGCCGUGCUCAGUCCUCGCACUCGCCAGCUCAAAGGAAUGUCGCUCUGAGCAUUGAGGCUCUCAGCUAGAAACAUAAAUAACCCAAUUGAGGUUAUGUGGCUGCUGGGCUGGCACCUCUAAGAAGGGCAAUGUGACUGUGUGACCUGGUAGAUCAACACACUGGAUCGAGCUAGCUCUGGACCAGGGGGUUGCCUCGACGGCGGUGGGACGAUUCCCUCCGUCGUCCCCCAGCCCCCAGGACUGCCACCGCUUCAUACCGAACUUCCCCCCAAAAGGGCUGUGGUAGAAAGGUUGCGGCGUCGGAUUGAAUCGUAUCGGAAGCGACAGACUGACUGCAUGCCGCGUUACGAUCAGUCCUUUUCGGGACUGUGUGAACAGAACCUACAGGACACGCUACAUUUGAAGCAGCGAUUUUUGGACACCAAAACGAAACGAGUGCCCAAAACCAAAGAAAAGAAACAGGAUGGAAUUCAAAGCAGCGUUCAUGUGCAGCAAAAGUUCCUGAAACGGUCCGCAGAUGAGUUGGAGACAGGAAAUCCCAUUGAUAAUUUCGAGCAGCCAGUUAAGCUACAAUGUACCGCUCAGCAACACGGAACAAACCAGAAUGAGGGUCUCACAAAGUUUUCGGUGGAAAUUGUCCAGCAGCUGGAGUUUACAACGUCAGCAGCGAAUUCUCAGCCCCAACAAAUUAGCACCAAUGUUACGGUUAAAACACAUGCGAAUGCGAGUGUGAAGAGCGACAUUUCGUCGCCCAAAGCCGCCACUCCUGGUACGCCUGGACAUGCAUCCAAAGCGAAUAUUGGGCUCGAUGUUGGCACUCUUGUUGAAUGUGUUAAGCAGGAGCCUGAUAAUGAUUUUGCUGAUCUGGACCAAUGUGCCGCCGCACUGGAAAAAGAUGCAGCCAAUGGAGGUGCGGGCUUUGGAGAUUUUCCCGAUCUCAUGGGCGACGAUACGAGCGACGCAAUCAUGUCCUCAGCUGCUUUCAACGAUCUCAUUUCGGACAUUAGCAGCUACAACGGUGAUUUGAUGAAGGACUUUGACUUUGAGGCCAAGCCUAGCGAAGCUGCCAAUAGUCUCAAGUUGGAGGAGAAGGACUUGCAGCCCGCCCAAGUGAGCUCCGAGAGCUUGAAGACGACUCAGAGUCCCUCAGAACAGUCCAAUCAGGCCAACUACUCGCUGCCGGUGUUUGAAAAGAAUCCGUCCGCUUCGGUCUCCAAUCGUCUUUCUUACCCGAACAUGGACUUUGCCAAGACCGAGCUCAGUCCUGCUGCCCAAACUUUGAAGCAAAUGGCCGAGCAACAUCAGCACAAGAAUCAAAUGGGGUUGAACUUCAACCCGAACAGCCGCGUUCCGAAUGCCAGGUCUCCUUAUUCAGAUUUCCAAUUCCAAGGCGAUUAUGGUAGUCCCAGUGCCAACCAGAACUAUCACAAGAACAGUCCCAGUUUCCCGCAACCGGACAUGAUUAAGCAGGAAAUGAUUUAUCAGGGCAAUGAGUACGAUAUGAAGCGCAAGCAGAUUCCAGCCGCAGGUGUUUAUCCCAAACAGAAGCAGUAUUCCCCCUAUGGCAGUCCCGGUCCAGGAGGGAGCCCAGGGUUUUUGCCUUCCGGGCGCGGAAGUUGCCCGCCCCCGAAUGCUGGCCAGUACAACGCUGGCACUCCGCCACGGCCGCCUUCUGGAUCGGGCAAUGGAAAUCCUCAGGGUCCAAGCGGGACUUCGGUGCAAAUUAACCAGGCCCAGCAGCUCAAUAUCAACCAGCACGGGCCCAUUCAGGUCUCGGCUGGACAACAUUUGCAUCUCAGUGCCGAUGUUAAAGGAAAUGUUUCGAUUGCUGCCCAACAGGGAAUGCAAUUCACACACGGCGAUCCACAUGGAUCGCAAGGUGGAAGCGCUGGGGCGCAGCAACAAGCUCCGAUGUCUUCAGCGCAGCAUUCCACUGGAAUGUCCAACAACGCGCAAUCUACCAUGAAUCAGAACGCAUCCCAAAUGGGCGGCAACAUGAAUUCGAUUGGUCAACAAAUGAGCGGCCCACAAGGUGGGCUGGCUGGCAUGCAGAAUGCGAGCACCCAACCGGGGAUGCCCUCAGGGACAGGCAUGCAAGGUGGGCCUGCAGGAAUGCAAGGAACACCUCCUGGAAUGGGGGGAAUGAUGGGCGGGCCCAAUAUGGGCCAUAGUAAUGUAAUGGGCGGCCAUGUAGAUUCCUAUUCCAUGUCGCAAACUCAAACGAUCAACUUUACUCAACAAACUCUUAGAAGGGCGACCGGACCGACAGCAGCAAUGGGCGGCUCGAUGAGCGGCGUAAAUGUGCCGCAAAUGGGCCCGGUGGGCGGGCCGAUGGCUGCCCGAAUGAUGUCCAAUCAGAUGAUGGAGCAGCAAAAGCUGCAGCAGAUUUUGCGUUCGCAACAGGCGAUGCAGCAGCAACAGCAGCAGCAGCUCAGACCGCCCCCGCCUGAUUACAAAACCAGCGCCGGCCUUGGGCAUGGAAUGCAGCCGCGAUAUGGGGGACCAGCGCCUCCCCCUAACAUGAGACGAAUUCCGCAUCAGCCCAUUCCGCCUUCCGGCCCGAUGAUACGCUCGCAAGUGUACAUGAUGCAGCAGCAACAGCACCAACAGCAGCAGCAACAACAGCAAAUGUCCGGCAGAGCGACGUAUGCCCGACAAGCCGGACCAAUGGGCGGCAUGGAGGCCAUCCAACAAAACAGCGAUUGGCGGCAUGUUCUGAUGUCCCAGCAGCAAAACGCUAACUUUGUAGCCGGCCGACCGGCUUAUCAAGGCAAUGGAUUCAACAUGAACAUGGGCGGGCCGUCAAUGCAGCAAAUGACGGCGCUGCAGCACCAGCAGCAGCAACAUUUGCGGGCGCAGCAAGCCAGUAUGGGGGCGCAACAGGGCGGAUUGGGUCACAUGAUGGGAGCACAAGGGGGGCCCAUGGCUCAGAUGAAUUCGAUGAAUCAAGCGAUGCUGCACAUGCAACAGCAGCAGCAGCAGCAGCAACAACAGUCGAUGAUGCAGCAGCAAAAUCCACAGAUGUCUAUGACCAAUAUUCACAUGCAACAGUCACAGUCCAUUUCCGUGAACAACCAUUCGUUGUCGCAGCCUCAACAGAAUAUGAACAACAUGCUGGCCAAUUCCAGCGUCAAUUCGAAUGCACCUGGGAACAGCUUGGCCACGUUUAAUCCCCAAGCGACCGAUUUCACUUUUGAGUUUCUGGAAAAUUUGGCCGGAACGGCUGACGCGGCCCCAUUCAGCGACCAGGAGCUGCUCAAUUCUUUCGACACGGACGCCGCCUUCAAUCUGGACUUUUGAAAACACGUACUGUUUUCUAUAGAAAACCGAUUGUCUAUAAAUGAAUUUGCUUUGGCAAAUUGAACUUUCUUCAUUGGUUCAGUCAUCAUGCCACCGAGUUCCAAUAUACUGUAAGUUUUCGCAACAAUCUUUAACUCUUCGUUAGUGUUUGUGCCUUGGGGCUAAUACAAUUUUAUUAAUAAGAAAUUAUAAUGUUUCAUACCAUCAACAUUUUAGCCUAAAAAAUCAUUGAUAUCUGGUUAACAUUUUUAAACAACGCAAUGUAACUUUCCUAACUGCCAAUGACCCUGUAAAAAGCAGAAUGGAAAACUGGACUGGAAGACUGAAAAAGGAAUAAAGUCCUUUUGGUGGAAGGCAAAAAAAUUUCUUCCUCAAAUUUGUACAAUUUUCGCAAGUAAAAAUGGCAUGCUUGGAGCAAAGUGAAACCAUAAAAUAUUUUUCCGGCCUUAUUUCUUGGGCAAAUAGAACAUCGUUUCGAUGUAGAUGCUUGAAAUUCUGCUGGUUUCUUCUUUCGUUUCGAAAUUGAGAAAAUAACGAAAAAUACACCUCUUAAGGCAGACUGUUUUGUCUUAUACACAACUUGAGCGUUUUAGAAGAGAGAGGAGAGAACGUUUUAGGAAGAGAAUUUAGAAGCGAAAAGAUUCCUUGUGACACUAGCGGAUAAUUCAUCUAACGUAUCGACGUCGCCCUUCGACAAAUUAUAAAAAUUAUUUCCGGCAGUCUCUUCCAAGCGAUGUAAAGUGCAGAAUCGGAUAUUUGUUAUGUCGGUCGGAAAGUCGGAAUCGGUAUGUUGCGGAAACUUGUCGGUAUUUGUCGCUUAUUUCGACGGUCCCAACGGAUGUGAGACGAUGCCUGUUGAGUAAAUCAAACAUCAGAGGUUAAAUUUUGGAAAAAAAUGAUCACAAUCACGGACACGGUGAAAAAUGUUGAUGUGCCAACUUUAAGAAAAACGUUCAUUUAAGCACGAAAUCCCUGAAAAUGGGGAUGUAGUUUAGGGGUUGAACAUGGUUUUUGCGAUUUGCGAAAAACGUUCAAUCGCAGUUGUAGAUAAUAAACAAAUAAAAACUUGGCAUAACCAUCUAACGAAGGGUUAACCGCACAUGAUUGUUGUAAAAACUAUAAUUGCUUGGUUUUUAGUCAAUAUUAGAACAUUCUUAGGCCUUUAGGCCCCCAGACGUUUCCACGUAGCUUAUUUGAAAUGUAUAAUAGGGAAUAUAUUUUAGUAUAUUUUUAGAACCAGCGUGCACAUGCGAAUAGAAGAAUGUAUUUGUCGACUGAGAAUAUUCAUGUUCAAGUUCUUCUAUCAGUAUUUUGAUGUGUGCGCCAACUAGGAGAUCUCUAUAGUAAUUUUAGCGAUUAGUUUUACAUUGUAUAAUCCAGUUUUAGUGUAGGAAUCAAUAUGACAACUUUCCUAGGAAAUUUUACGAAUGCUCUUGUCUUUUUCUUCCACUCGGUUCUUAGGCGGUUGGUUUAUCUUGGAUUACAUCCACAUUCCAUUUGUAUUCUGUAGACGUUGAAAACUUAUUCCAUUAUGUUCAGUAUUUAGACUAUGCCUAUGUUUGUAAAUAUUCUUUAAGGUAGAUUUACUUGUAUAAUACUUUCGGAUUAGCUGUUGAUAUAUCUUCAUAAGUUUCCCGUGACGGACCACUGUUUUAUUUUUUAUAGGCCCUAAUUUAUACGUGUACUUAGGAGAAUCAAAUUGUUAUUAUCUAAUGAUUUUUACAGACAUACGAGAGUUUAUAUUGCGAGUAUAUUUACCAAAUGUUUUGCAAAGUUGUUUGCCAAUCCGGUAUAAUUCAUCGGGAAAUUGCUCCAGUCGAUUUCAACCUUAAUACAGUUUUUUGUGUAUAAAUAUGCAACCAAAACCAGCAGUUUGGGCGCUCGGCUUGGAGAGUUUCACGGUGAACUCUGUCAUAUUGCAAAUGAUUUUCCAGACAAUAUACUUAAUAGUUUAUA